CUUGCUGGCCGAUCAAUGACAUGGGCUCCGAUUGGAGCAUCUCUGAUGUCAAGCAAUGUUGGAAGUGGCCUGUUCAUUGGACUGGCUGGGACGGGAGCUGCAGGAGGCCUUGCUGUUGGAGGUUUUGAAUGGAAUGCAUCCUGGGUCCUGAUUGCACUUGGCUGGAUUUUUGUCCCAGUGUACAUUGCUGCUGGUGUAGUCACGAUGCCACAGUACCUCAGAAAGAGAUUUGGAGGGCAAAGGAUUAGACUCUACCUGUCUGUGCUUUCUCUAAUUUUGUACAUUUUUACCAAAAUAUCAACUGACAUAUUUUCUGGAGCCCUGUUUAUCCAGAUCUCUUUGGGUUGGAACCUCUAUGUUUCAACGGCAGUGCUGUUAGCGGUGACAGCUAUAUACACCAUUGCUGGUGGCCUAUCAGCUGUGAUUUACACAGAUGCAUUUCAGACUGUUAUUAUGGUCGUAGGAGCAUUUGUCCUCAUGUUCAUAGGCUUUAAAGAAGUUGGCUGGUAUGAGGGACUGCAAAAGAAAUAUAUGGACUCUUUCCCCAGUGUGAUUGUUCCUAACACGACCUGCCACAUUCCUCGUGCAGAUGCAUUCCACAUGUUCCGAGAUCCCCUUACAGGUGACCUUCCAUGGCCUGGUCUUAUAUUUGGACUUACAGUUUUGGCCACAUGGAACUGGUGCACUGACCAGGUUAUUGUCCAGCGGUCUCUUGCAGCCAAGAACCUUUCCCAUGCUAAAGGAGGGUCGGUACUUGCAGGAUAUCUGAAGAUCAUGCCCAUGUUUUUUAUUGUAAUGCCAGGCAUGAUUAGUCGAGCACUCUUUCCAGAUGAAGUGGGCUGUGUCGAUCCAGAAAUAUGCAAAUCAGUUUGCAGUACAACAGUUGGCUGUUCUAACAUUGCAUAUCCAAAACUGGUGAUAGAACUUAUGCCCAUAGGUGUCAGAGGUCUGAUGAUUGCAGUGAUGGUAGCGGCCUUAAUGAGCUCCCUUACCUCCAUCUUUAACAGCAGCAGCACACUUUUCACAAUGGACAUCUGGAAAAGGUUCCGCUGCACUGCUUCUGAACAGGAACUUAUGAUUGUUGGCAGGGUUUUCAUCCUACUUCUGGUGGUGAUUAGCAUACUGUGGAUCCCCAUUAUACAGACAGCUAACAGUGGUCAGCUCUUUGACUAUAUACAGUCUAUUACCAGUUACCUGGCUCCACCUAUUGCUGCCAUCUUUAUUUUGGCAGUUUUCUGUGAAAGAAUCAAUGAAGAGGGUGCUUUCUGGGGCCUGAUGGCUGGACUAAUAGUGGGACUCACUCGAAUGAUCAUGGAGUUUGCUUAUUCAGUGCCAUCCUGUGGUGAAGUUGACAACAGGCCAGCUGUGCUGAAAGAUGUUCAUUACUUGUACUUCGCUAUAAUUCUUUUUUUCCUAGUAAUAAUCAUUUCUACAGUUGUUAGUCUGUGUACUCCAGCAAUUAAAAAGGAACACCUUAUCCAUAUGACAUGGUGGACCCGACACAGCAAAGAACGUCAAGAAGAGUUUAAAGAUCCCUGGAACCUGCCAACAACAGAAGCUUCUGUAUCUACAACUGAAGAUGUAGAGUUUUCUACAAAAGAAGAAGAUGACCCUGGAAAAACAGAUUACCCAUGGUGGAAGAAAGUAUUCUUCUGGUUCUGUGGAAUAAACGUCAAUCCUGCUCCAGCAUUAACGGAAGAGGAAAAGACUGCUUUGGAAAGAAAACUGACAAGUAUUGAGGAAUCUAAUCCCUGGAAAGCUGUGUGUGACAUCAACGCAAUUAUUCUUUUGGCUAUCAAUGUCUUUUUGUGGGGAUACUUUGGCUGAAAUAGAAUAAACUGUUAAGAUACAAUGUAUUUAGGACCCAAGGCAAAAAGUGAACAAGUAAAGGUGGACAUCAGCUUACAUCUGUCACUAAUCCAUUGCUUGUGAACUUCAUUAACAUAUCAGGACAAUGUACAGUGGUAGCUCAUUCUUACUAAAUUGCUAGUGAUGGACAGUGUUUUUGUAUGUUAAUUUGUAGUUAGAAUGGGAGAUUUGUUUUCAUGUAUCACUUCUGCAGAAUUCAAUGUAGAGAAACUAAGUCAGUUUGCCAUUUAGGCACACUUCCUUUUUUGUAACUAACUUUACAGUUAUUUGGCUUUAUAUCAUCCUUGCAGUUUGCCUUUUGUAUCAAAGUUGUGACACUGGCACCUACACAUGGCCAUUACUGAGUCAUGCCACUAAUAUUAUGCUUAGAGUGAGGCUUGGUAUGUAAUUACAUAGUUGUCACAGGAGUAAUGUAGUAAACAAAGGGUUUAACAGUCCUGAAAUAUUUUGAUGGAAUUUUGCCUCCUUUAUGUAUCAUUUAUACCUUCCCACUCUUAUCAAAGAUUGACCAGA
Messenger RNA from Protopterus annectens (West African lungfish), 2382 nucleotides. RefSeq names its product solute carrier family 5 member 9 (gene SLC5A9). Lineage: Eukaryota; Metazoa; Chordata; Ceratodontiformes; Protopteridae. Bases 16 to 1827 code for a protein of 603 amino acids. The transcript is spliced from 13 exons. Gene Ontology annotation, molecular function: D-glucose:sodium symporter activity. The record is from RefSeq and is a predicted model, not a curated record. Gene Ontology annotation, biological process: transmembrane transport. Gene Ontology annotation, cellular component: plasma membrane.